Molecule: messenger RNA, 2597 nt
Organism: Pocillopora verrucosa
Lineage: Eukaryota; Metazoa; Cnidaria; Anthozoa; Scleractinia; Pocilloporidae
Product: P2X purinoceptor 4-like
Biological process (GO): calcium ion transmembrane transport; response to ATP
Cellular component (GO): nuclear inner membrane; plasma membrane
Molecular function (GO): purinergic nucleotide receptor activity; extracellularly ATP-gated monoatomic cation channel activity
Source: RefSeq, a predicted model, not a curated record
UCGAAGCCAAAAUGGUUACUUGCGGGCAGGUGUGUGACACCGUACUAGCGGCGGUUUUCGAGUACGAUACAGCCAAGAUAGUGCAUAUAAAAAGCAAGAGGGUUGGAGUUAUUAAUCGCUUGAUACAACUGGUUAUCAUUGUUUACGUUAUAGGAUAUGUGAUUGUUUACAAGAAGGGGUACCAAGAGUCUCAGAAGCCAUACAGUUCAGUGACCACAAAAGUCAAGGGAUUGUCAUUCACAAACUUAACAAACAAGAGCAUGGAACUCUUUCUGUACGGCGGAUUUCAUGUUUGGGACUCAUCUGACUUUGUGAUACCCCCAGAGGAAAAUAAUGUUGUGUUUGUCAUGACAAACAUGAUUAUCUCACCUAACCAAAAUCAGUCCACAUGUCCUGAGGACCCAAACUUUACAGACGUGAGAUGCAAAAGUGACAGUGAUUGCACACCAUUUGAACCAGUCAAAAAUGGCAAUGGCGUCAAGACUGGAAAAUGUGUAGAUGCUGAUAGAAAGCCCUUUGGUAAAGUUUGUGAAAUUUAUGCAUGGUGUCCAGUGGAGAUUGACGAGCUUCCCAUGCCAGGGUACAACUUAAGUAACACUGUUCCACUUCUUGAUGCUGCCAAGGAUUUCACCCUUCUCAUAAAGAACAGUGUACAGUUUCCAAAGUUUAACGAAUCACUGAGAAACAUCAUGACAGAAGAUGAAAGUUACUUGAGGAACUGUAAUUAUGACCCACAAACUGAUCAUCUUUGUCCAAUUUUCAAGCUCGGAAAAAUAGUUGAAUUGGCACAUGUGAACUUUGAAGAUAUUGCUUUCAAGGGUGGGGUCAUUGCCAUAGUCAUAACAUGGAACUGUAAUUUUGACCCUUUGGCAUAUUUCUGUGAACCUAAGUAUUCAUUCAGGAGAUUGGAUGACUCUAAAUCACCAAUUGCACCUGGUUAUAAUUUCAGAUAUGCUAAUUAUUAUGUUCAAGACAAUGUCCUACACAGGACUUUGUUCAAGGCCUAUGGAAUACGCUUCAUGAUCAUGGUGUAUGGAGAGGGAGGAAAGUUUAGUGCAAUUCCACUGUUUCUUAAUUUGGGUUCAGGUCUUGCCCUGCUUGGCAUUGCUACAGUUUUGUGUGACAUUGUAGUGCUGUAUGUGCUGCAGAAGAAGUACUUUUACAGAGAGAAAAAGUAUUUGAUGGUUGAUACUGAUACAGACUCUGAACCUGAAAGUGAACAGCAGCAUUCAAGAGCACGUGAUCUCCACAGUGCUGGUAGCAUGGAUCGUGAUGCACGGCGGUAUAAACGGAUUAAAGAUGACAAGGAGCGUACAGAAACCUCCGGUUUUGUGAGUGCAGAAAGAUGACAUUCCCUCCUUACAAAAGAAACUUUCAUAUCACUGGAGUCACGUGCAUCUAUUAUUCCUGUAUACACUGUCAGUAAUUUAGAUUUCUAUUCAUAUCUUUGGUAACUUGUGAACAUAGUUAAAUCGACACAAGGUUGUUCGAAUUUCUGGGGGAUUCUGGCCAAAUAUUCCACUGUAUAUUUUCUUAACUUUUUGAGCAAGUAACAAAGGAUUUGAAAACACCUAGUCUACUUCCGACCUAAAUACCUGAAUUGUUUGGUUUCCUCAGCACAAUAAAUGCGUUUGUAUUUUUGGAACUUCAAAGUAUUCAAUGUAAAAAACGUGCAGGGAUGUUUAAACUUAUUAGAAAAGAGGAAACUGUAAAACUUUAAGGCCAUGGAAAUUAGAUAUUUGACCACAAAGUGAUUUACACCAGAAUCUCCCUCAGGAAAACAACCAGUAGGUAGGAAAGUAUUAGUUAUUCAUGAGCAAGCCUUAAGAUACCAAUAUUUGCCUCCGUUUGAUGCGAAAAUAUCCACAAUAAUUUGUACGAGACCGUAACCAAUUCUGAGAACCCGUCAAUUUAUCGAGGUUCGGUUAUGUUUAAGGAGAAACAGCAAAUAGAGAUUAUGAAUGAUACCGCUUUUUUGGUAACGGUGAUCAUUUUUCCUAAACAUGAUAAUGCGAGCAUCAUUUUUUCGAGGAUCAUUGCAAGAAUUGAGACGAUCCCAUGCAAUGUAUUCGAGGAGGUAGAAACGUCGGGUUCGUUUAUAUAGUUUUCAAAUAAUACUAAUAAUGAUAAUAGAACUGCGGCUUUAGGUAAAGAGAAUUAGUGUUGUUAGACAAGGUAUGUCGUUAGAGAGAAUGUAUUGUUAAGUAUCUUUCUCCUUCAAUUUUCAGUGAUUGCAAAUUCUGUUUAGACCUGGUAUACGCGACAAUGUCACUGAAUAAGGACACAAAAAUCUUCAUUAUUUCGACGUAAGCAUCUGUUUUCUUACUUUGAUAGUGUAUGGCUGGUCGAAAAUUCUCAGAUUCGGUCAUGUAGGAUGUAAAUAUUGAACAUCAAUUAUAUGUAAAAAUGUAUCCGGAUCAGUAUUAAAUUAGAUCAUUUAUUCUGAUAUAAAGUCAUCCUGACUAAAUCCUCAGCUAAAAUUUAGGUAGAUAAUUUGUAUUUCGAGGUAAUCAUAGUUAAUGAAAAUGUAUAGAAUUUGAAAAUAUUCUAACUAUGUUCUUCCUAGCAUGAAAUAAUGGUAAUAGGUAGGUGGUAUA